UGCACAGAUGGGGAAACCAAGACCCCGGGAAGCAGAGUGGCUGGCUCCCCACCACCACACGGGAAGAGCCCACCCCUCCCGGAGCUCUCUGCUCCUGCUGUGGACCCUCCUGAACUGCAGUGUGGGGGGCAGUGCUCAGUAGGGUCCAGGCGAGUGGACUCCAUGGGGUUCCUGGACUCGCUGUUCCAGCUCCUGUGGGCAGGGGCUCUCUGUGCGCAGCCGGCACUGCAUCUGGCUUCCCGGGGAAGAGCUUUGCUCGGGGGACUCCCAUGAGUACCGACUCUGCCAGUUGCCAGACUGUCCGCCAGGGGCCAUGCCCUUCCGAGACCUCCAAUGUGCCCUCUACAAUGGCCGCCCUGUACUGGGCACCCAGAAGACCUACCAGUGGGUGCCCUUCCAUGGUGGUGAGGAGCCUGCCCUCCUGUUGGUCUGGAAGAAACAAAUCAGAGCUGGCAGGGAGAAGUGGCUGCUACAAAGGAAGGGGACUUGAAGUGUUGCAAGGAGAAGCGAGCAUUAACACUGGGGCUUUGAACGAUAUGUAGGAGUUGGGGAAAGGCGAAAAGCAUGUGUGAGGUGUGAAGCAGGGUUUAUUCUGUACAGGGCUGAACACCAGGCCGAGGGUUUACUUGUAGUUGUAUGAAGAAGCAAACAGUUCUCAAACUUACCCCGAAAGCAGUGGUAGCAGGGAAUGUCACACUGAGCUGAAAAUAGCGAGUUAUAUAACUGUGUGCCUGGGGCAGUGCGCCUCCAGAUUUACGGGACCCCGGCAGCUUCAGACACCAUGGUGGGGCCAGACACAGAGAAGAAAAGCCUAGAACGCAGGAAGUUCCGUCCGUCAACCUCACUUUUUUUCUUUGCCCCGAGAACUGGAGGAAACUUGCCAUGGUCCCGCCCCACAGAGGCCCUCCAGUCCAGCGUGGGCUUUGUUCCAGGCAGAGCCUGCCAGCCAGGCUCAGGGAGGUGGGAGGUGGAGGGAGCUUAAGCAGGAGGAUCAGGGAUGAGGGCCACGGGCCUGUGUGCCAGGCACAGGGGGAAACUGAGUCCCAGGGAAGGCCAGCAGCACACACAGGCUACAUGGGACUCAGUCAGCCCUGGACUCUUUUUAAUGGGCCCCUGCCCUGUGGAAAACAGUAGGUGCUCAUCGAGUGUUUGUGGAAUGAAAAACGAAUGAAGAAGGGUAACUAUGUCAGCAAUGGGUAACAUGCAAGGACGCCCUAAUGUUAGGUCACAAAGUGAAUGCAUGCUUGCAGCCCAGGAUGCUUGCCAGAGUGUCCUGGGAGCUGGAGGCAGAACGCCACGGGCCAGUCCUGGCUCGGCCUCAGCCUGCAUGUGGGCUUCUGGCUGAGGCUCUGGGUCACAUCUGCCCGAGGCGGUGGUGGCUGCUGGGGGAGCCUGGCAGGGAGCGCGCUGGAACUCAGAGGCGCCCCUGCCCAACAAUUCCUCCUGCACCCAGCGCCCAACCAGUGCGACCUCAACUGCCUGGCUGAGGGGCACGCCUUCUACCACAGUUUCGGCCGCGUCCUGGACGGCACCCCCUGCAGCCGGGGUGCCCGGGAGCUCUGCGUGGCUGGCCGCUGUCUGAGCGCCGGCUGUGACGGUCUGCUGGGCUCCGACGCCCGCGAGGACCACUGCGGCCGCUGCGGCGGCACCAACGACUCGUGCCUCUUGGUGCAGCGCGUGUUCCGCGACGCUGGUGCCUUCGCUGGGUACUGGAACGUGACCCUGAUCCCCGAGGGCGCCAGACACGUCCGUGUGGCCCACCGGAGCCGCAACCACCUGGCGCUGAUGGGGUUCGACGGGCGCUACGUACUCAAUGGGAACUGGGCGGUCAGCCCACCCGGGACCUACGAGGCGGCCGGCACCCGCGUGGUCUACACCCGCGCCCCGGGGCCGGAGGAGACUCUGCGUGCGGCCGGGCCCACCUCCCAAGACCUGCUCCUGCAGGUCCUCCUGCAGGAGCCCAACCCCGGCAUCGAGUUCGAGUUCUGGCUCCCUCGGGAGCUCUACGGCCCCUUCCAGGCUCAGGCGCAGGCCCUGGGUUGGUCCCUGCGGCAGCCGCAGCCUCGGGAGGUGGAGCGGCAGCCCCCUGAGCCCCCCGCAGCCCCCGCUGCCAACCCCUCGUGGACCCCGCACUCCACCCCAGACCCCUGCCCCCCCUGCUCCGACACCCGAGGCCGCGCCCACCGGCUUCUCCACUAUUGCGGCAGCGACUUUGUGUUUCGGGCGCGGGUACUGGGCCGCCUCCGCCAGGCCCGGGAGACCCGCUACGAGGUGCGCGUGCAGCUCAUCUACAAGAAUCUCUCCCCGUUGCGGGCCCUUGAGUACGUGUGGGCACUGAGCCACUGCCCCUGCCCGCUGCUGGACCUCCAUCGCGAAUACCUGCUGGCUGCCCAGCGCCUCAUCAGCCUGGAUGGCACCCAGGACCGGCUGCUGCUGCCCCAUGCCGGCUAUGCCCGGCCCUGGACCCCCGCUGAGGACAGCCGAGUGCGCCUGGCUGCCCGGCAGUGCCCUGUCUGAGCCCCAGAUGAGACCCCUGCCACACACAGCAAGGAGAGUGCCUGACUAGGCUCAAGCUCAACAUAUGCCCCCUACAAGGGUUCCCAGGUUUCCAGGGACAUCAGAAUAAUCUUCCACCUACAGCUGUGUGACUCCCUUGUGCAUACACCUAGACACCCCUGCCACAGCCACGUCCGCUGUCACCAGCAGGCGGGCACUAGUGAGGACACACUGCAUAGACUCUUUGACUCUUAUUUCCUCUCUCACCCUGGCUGCCAGGAAACUCAUCACCGUUUAACUCCCUGAUACUCUGUGCUCCCUCUUCUCACUGCCACUUACACACACACACACUCAUGUAUUCAGAGACACUGUCACAAACACACAUGUCCCCUAGAAGACAUGCCUAGCCAGGCACUGUAAUGUACCAGGAAAUUCAGAGAGAGAAUCUUAAUAGCCUCAGCCACCCACUCUGGCUGGAUUUCUUUCAGGCAACACCGCAGUUCACCCCUUUUUUAGGCCUCUUUAAUGUUUAUGCAUACCUUUUUUAAAAAUAAGGGCACUCCAGCUACUCAGACCCCAGCACAGACACUCGGGGAUGCGCUGAUACGACCUCACAGUGUGCGCCAGUGGUCUCAGUACCCCUCCCCUUCUCCACUCAGGGUCUGGCACCGUGUGGGGCCAGAAGGGGGGAAGAAGUAGGUAAACGGAGCUUCACAGCUCCCAAGCCCCCUCGCCCUGUAGCCUUGGGGGCCACACAUUCAUCUCAGGUCAGCCAGGGGACCCCUCCCCAGUGCAGGAGGCAGGUCAGAGCUCUUGGUCUCAGCCUGAACCCAUCCCUGUGCGUUUUCCCGGAAAUAUUUUCCCGAUGGUCUCCAGGAGCCGGGAGGGCAGACCUCAGUCAUGUGAAUUGGGGGUUCCUGUGGGGUGUCACAGUUGCUCUGAAAAUCUCCCCUGAUGGCUUCCCACCCUGGAUGGGGUGGCUCAUGCUGUCAUUUGGGACAAUCUGCUCUUCCGUAAUAUACCACUUGUGUUUUUCUCUGGGGCGUGGGAAGAUGGGAAUAGGUGACGGAUGAGUGAUGUAUGGGUCUGCAUGGGCUCAGCCCUGUCUUUGCAGGUGACCUUAGGCCGGGCCUUGCCCCGCCGGGCCUCGGUUUCCCCCACUUCAAGCUCCCUUUCAGCCUCUCCCAGUCCUGAUGGUGGGAACAGCCCUCUUCUGGAUCCCCUUCCCUGCCCAUUCAUUGAGCAUUUAUUGAGCGCCUGCUGUAUACUGGAGACCCAGCAGUGCCUGGGUCAACCCAGGCCUGGCCUGUCAUCUGCAACAAAUGCUGAAGCUGAAGAAUGUGGGACCCCCACCCUCCAGGGCAAGGUGGAGGCUGGGUGCCCUCUGGUGGCAAGACUGGAAGCCAGGGAUUCCAGGCGCCCUGUGGCCUGCAGCCCCAAGGGCUCCCAUCCCCCAUUCACACAUCCCCUGUCCGCGCCUGUCACCAUCUCUCCCACCUCCCACCGUGAGGCCAAGGUUGAGCUUCACCGGCUCCGGAACCAGCUGGACUGGCCAGCCCAGCGAGGCACCUACCUGCUGGGGACAGAGGGUAGGGCAGGGUGCACCCCCUCCCCCUGCAGCAACAUUGUUACCACGAGGGUCCUGUAACAAUCUCAGGAGAUAGUACCUCGCUCCUGACGUGCUCUUCUAGCUUUGAAACAAGCCGACAAUUUGCAAAGAGAAGACAAUGCAAUUCUAAAGACGUUCUAACUCUGCGGCGCUCCUCACGGUAGAAUCAGCGUGUGGACCCGGCCAGGCAAAAACAUUCCAUUUUACAUUUAAACAUAAAUAAAAACUCCGGUGGUUACACAGAA
Messenger RNA from Manis javanica (Malayan pangolin), 4350 nucleotides. RefSeq names its product ADAMTS like 5 (gene ADAMTSL5). Gene Ontology annotation, molecular function: protein binding; metalloendopeptidase activity. Lineage: Eukaryota; Metazoa; Chordata; Mammalia; Pholidota; Manidae. Gene Ontology annotation, cellular component: extracellular matrix. The record is from RefSeq and is a predicted model, not a curated record. Gene Ontology annotation, biological process: extracellular matrix organization; proteolysis.